AUGACAGCAGCUGUCCGAGUUUUGACGACUCGAACGGUGGAUUCCUCUCCGGCGUUAUUGCUGAUCGACCCCGAUGGCAGCAAGACUUUGGUGAAUUGUGGCGAAGGAUGCCAACGCUCCUUCUUGGAACACGCACAGAAACUUUCCUCGGUGACUCGAGUCUGUUUGACCCACUUGGCCAACGAUUCACUGGGAGGAUUGCCAGGGAUGGUUCUCAGUAGUGCCGAUGCCGCGAAAGCUACACAAGUGGCCAUCAUGGCACAAAAACCGGGAGCACCACGACAACAACCAGCAGAGUCAGCCAAGAAUUCAAAUAAUAAAAAGGCCAAGCGACCUACUAUGCAUAGCACCUUGGAUCUGGGAGGGUUGGAACUCGUGGGACCCGAGGGAACCAAGUCCUACUUUCAUUCUUUGCGGCAUUUUCUCAAGCGAGAGGAAUUCAAAGUCACCAUUCGAGAAGGUCUUUAUCAGGUGGAUCCUGCUGGUAGUCAAGAAGAAGUCAGUAGAACCAGUCGGGCCAAGAAAAAGAGAAAACGACAAGAAAGCAAACAAAACGCACAAUCUACAUGUACCAAUGGCGAGCAGCAGGAAGAAGACCCACCAUCGUACUUUGGAGUCCAAACCAUUCCAAUUACCUACCACAUCCCGACAAUGGCCGCAGAGACAAAACCCACACAGGUAGUAUCCUACGUCUUUCAAACACCUCCCAUAUCUGGAAAGUUCCUGCCAGAUAAGGCAAAAGAACUGGGCAUUCCACCAGGACCUCUCUAUGCUAAAUUAAAGCGUGGAGAGAAUGUCACAUUUACCAACAAAGACGGACAAGAGUGUCAUGUAGAAGGUUCGCAAGUAGUCCUUCAGCCGACUCCGGGGAUGAUCAUUGCUGUACUUUACUAUCCGACAAUGCAAGUUUGGAGAGAAAUGCAACCCAAACUAGACAACAUUCUUGCCAACAAAAGUCAAACGGCAAAGAUUGAACUUGUCGUUCACAUGACAAGUCCCAAAAUUUUGAACGAUCCUGCUUGUCAAGCUUGGAGAGCAAAGCUACAACAGCAAGAAGGCGGUGCUAGAGACAGCGACAAUUUGCAACCACUCAACAAUCAUUUAUUCCUAGAGACCUGCGAUCCGGCAAUCCCCGCCAACUGUCAAACAAAGCCGAGUGUGUACACCAGUGCUUGUAUAGGCGCUCUUGUGAGAUCUCAAAUAUGCCCCGACUUGUACAAAACACCCGAUUACUUGCAGCAGUCCUUGGAGGAGGAGGAGUCCAACAAUCACGAGGAGCAAACCAUACCAGAGGGAGUGCGAUCGGCUGUCCCCAUGUUAGAGUACACCCUGCUUCCUCGCAGUCGAAAGGGAUAUACAGAACUGCUCCCGGUCACGCAUCUCCAGGAUCGACGCAUGGAAGGAACGCAGUUCUUGGACCGAUGUGGCGCACAGAAACAAGCACAACUCCUUCUUGAAAUUAACAAGAAGAAGCAACAAUUUGAAGCGGGCAACGGUAACGGUAACAUCCAUUCCAAAGCCGAGCUGUUGAUGACCGGCACGGGAUCUGCAAUCCCCUGCAAGCACCGCAAUGUCACGGGCAUGUGCUUACGAAUGGAUGACGGGAAGGGGAUACUCUUGGACGUUGGAGAAGGAACAGUUGGACAGCUGCUACGGGCGUCACUGACAACAACCAGUGCUGCUCCAACUGCGGAAUCUCUCCUCAAAAGUAUUCAAGCUGCUUGGAUAUCUCAUCCUCAUGCAGAUCAUCAUUUGGGACUUCUGCGGUUGCUGACAGACCGCCAGGCGGUGUUGCGCAGUGAGGAUACGAAUGGCAACAAUCAUCCACUGUUGGUGAUUGGUCCACCUCCAAUUUUGGAUUUCCUGCGAGAAUAUGAAGCGGUCGAUCCACGAAUAGCGUCAAGCUACGUUCCAUUGGACUGUCGAGAGCUGGUUCACGAUCCAAAAAGACCCCGCGUUUCCAUGCCCGAAAAAAUGAAGGCCAACACUCUCAUGGGCGGCGACGGCAUUAGUAGGAUCGAGGCCAUUCCCGUGGCUCACUGCCCCUUUUCUUUUGCAGUUGUGGUGGAAGGGACAAGUUUUGGAACCGUUGCCUACAGCGGCGAUUGCCGUCCGUCGUCACGAUUUGCACAGCGAGCACAGGCGUCAGAUUUGUUGAUUCAUGAAGCCACCUUUGAAGAUGGGAUGGAAGCCGAGGCCACCAUGAAACGUCAUUCUACUGUCGGAGAAGCCAUCAGGAUUGCCCACGAAAUGAAAGCAAAACGACUGGUGCUUACUCAUUUCUCGCAACGCUAUCCAAAGAUUCCUCCCAUCGUGACUGGGCCAUCCGCCGUCCCUAUCAUCUUUGCGUUUGAUUACAUGGCGCUGACGCCCCAAACACUCGACUUGGCCUCACAGGUCACUCCAGCUAUGCGAUCCUUGUAUCCCGAUGAGGUUUACGAGAAUGGCAGAGCCGUGCCAGGUGAUGGAGCCGCGGCAGCCUCAGCCAUGUCCAUUCCUGGAUUCUUUGCCCAGAAUCCUUACGACAAGUGA
Molecule: messenger RNA, 2532 nt
Organism: Seminavis robusta
Lineage: Eukaryota; Bacillariophyta; Bacillariophyceae; Naviculales; Naviculaceae
Source: the annotation of a GenBank genome assembly